AAACAAACAGUCCGCUCGUUCACUGCCCCUCACUACUACCCCACCAUCCGAGGAGGAUCAGAGAAAAAAAAUUCCGUACGUCAUGUCCCGCGUGCCUGAGCCGCACUGCCACCUUGUGCGCACUGCCACCAGCUCUAGCGGGGCCGCUACUGCAACGGACAAGUCCGACGCCAAAACCAGCACCGCCUCAGGUUCGGAGUCGUCAAUGAAACCUCCACCGACGAGACUGUCGCGGGCCAUCGUCACGCCGGCGCUUCUGCAUUCGCUGAGGACGCAUCCUCACCUGCCGAAGCAUGCCUGGUACGUCGUCACUGGUGUGACGCUGUCGGCGCUCAAUCGGCCGGAUGAGAUUCCUGCCGUGUUCCACGAGGCGGUCGGCCGUUCUGCGGUGGCAGAGGCGGAUGAGGAGGAGCAAUUGAGGAUCGUGCGACGCAUGAGGGAGGGACUCGUGAAGAGCGCCGCGGUGGUGGGCUUGCCCAAGACCAUCAACGCGCUCAUGGCCCUCAAGUCCUCGACGCCCGAGCACCUUCUCGACACGACCUCGUCACCGUCGCCCUCCCUUCGGACGACAGACCUGCACGAGGCCACGGCGAGCGAGAUCCUGCUGAGAGGCGAGUCUUUCUUCGACAGAGUGUACGGCAGAGUCUCGAGACGCGUCAUGGGGCAGAUGGACCGGGCUGGAACACAAGAUCUAGGAUUGAUAAUCAGGCUUCUCUAUGGGUUUUUGUUGAGUAACACGCGGAUCCUCAGUGCGGCCGAGACCAGCUUUGUGCUGAUCGCGGGAUUGGUGCCGCAGGAUGUGAACCCGCAACUGAAAGGUCACCUCAAGGGCGCCCUGAACAAUAGUGCGACGGUGCCGGAAGUCAGGGCGGUAAGGGACGUCGCGCUAAGAUUGUGUGAGGAAACUGGCAUGAGGAUGCUGGGGUCAGAUGAACCUGGAGGAUGGGGAUGGAGAGAGGACGUAGCGAGCCUGUAAAGCACAGCGUUCUUCGACUGCAUUUAUUGUUGCUGCAAUUAGCGACAUUAGGCUAGCGACAUUAGGCCUGUACCCCUUCCUCUUCCCGCCUGAAGAAAUACGUGAGUAGAAAGAACACCAGCCGGUAUUUCUUUCUUAGUCUCGCAAAUGUUUUUCCAACUCUUGACGAGUAUGGCUCGCCCUAUCGGUCCUUUACAUCUCGUAAGGCUCUAUUCAUCUUCAUAAGCAGC
Verruconis gallopava is the source of this 1206-nucleotide messenger RNA. RefSeq lists its product as uncharacterized. Lineage: Eukaryota; Fungi; Ascomycota; Dothideomycetes; Venturiales; Sympoventuriaceae. Bases 83 to 976 code for a protein of 297 amino acids. The transcript has 2 exons. The record is from RefSeq and is a predicted model, not a curated record.